AUGGACAAAAUUGAAUACGUUAACAAGGCGAAUGAAAUCUUCAGUGACAUGGAGGCCUAUACCCUUAUUGCUGAAAAUCCGACUAAAAAGCAAACCGCAGCCAUCAAAAAGAAGGUUAAUGAGCUCGUUCGUUUGAAAAUUAUCAGUCCAGAUGACUCCAAGUUGAUGACCCUCAGUGAUCCCCACAUCGCACACGCGUAUGGCCUCCCGAAAGUGCACAAAGUGGAUGUCCCCCUGAGGAUUAUAGUGCCACUUAUCGGACCACCCAAUUACAAUAUGGCUAAGUGGUUAUACAGUCGUCUGAAGCGGCUCACUUAUGGAUCGGACUACAGCAUCAACAACUCUCAAGCGUUCCUCCGCAGGGUACAAGGCCUCAAAGUAAGUACCGAUGAAUGCUUCCUGUCCUUUGACGUCGUUGCCUUGUUUUCUUCCAUACAACACGAUUUGGCGAUUGAAUGCGUAACCCAACGCCUACAGAACAAUCCUAUUGAGAUCCCAACGCAGCAUGUUAUAGAACUGCUAAAUCUUUGCCUUAGGAGCUAUUGUCAAUUUGAUAAUAGGUACUACCAACAGGUAAAGGGAACCCCGAUGGGCUCACCAAUAUCAGGACUUCUCGCCGAACUAGUUUUGCAGCGACUAGAAGAGGUAGUCUUCCAAGCUAUCAAGCCUAAACUAUGGCUUCGUUACGUUGAUGACACCUUUGUCAUAAUAAAGAAGUGCGAAGUCGAACGUCUUCACCAGAGACUGAAUGACGUUUUCCCAGCCAUACAGUUUACCCGCGAAGAGGCAAUUGGAGACAGCUUGCCGUUUCUGGACGUGAGAAUACAGAAGUUGAGCGAUGGUGCCCUGGCAACAAGCGUCCAUAGGAAAGACUCUAACUCUGAGAUUAUCCUCAACUAUGGAAGCAACCACCCCGCAGCUCACAAAAGAAGCUGCGUCCGAACUCUGUUCCACCGGGCCUAUUGUUAUUGUAACAGCAACGGUCUCCUGAACAAAGAGCUUGCUCACCUGUAUCGGUUAGUCCGCUCUAACGGAUAUCCGAUCAGUUUUGUAAAGAACUGUCUCAGGCACCAGACACAGUCGCAAGACCCCACCCCCAACGGAGAGAUUGUGACGCGAAAAUUCUACUCCUUGCCAUAUAUGCGUGGAACUUCCGAAAUAAUCGCUCGGCAGUUCAGCCGCUUGGGUAUUCACGUUGCCCACAAACCGGCAUCUUCACUGCGCGCAGCAAUAUCUCGAGUGAAGGAUCCCAUCCCCAAAGAGCAACAAACGAAUGUAAUUUAUCGUAUCCCGUGCGCUAAUUGCUCUUGCGUGUAUGUUGGCCAUACAGGUCGAUGCCUGGGCACCCGUAUCAACGAACACAAACUAGCUAUCCGUCGGCGAGACCCCCUGUCCCUCGUCUUCGCCCAUGCACUCGAGUACGAUCACCGAUUCAAUUGGGAUGGCACUAAGGUCGUCGCCAUGGCUAACACAAAGCGAGCGAGGGAAUUUCUCGAGGCUUGGUACUCCGAUGCGGGUAGUAUCAACCGCCACGUUGAUUUAGAUGCCCAUUACGAGGGUAUACGUUCAAGAAUGACUGCCGCCUGCCCUAAUCACGCAUCAACGACCGCGAAUACAGCCGCCCGCAUUCCAACUGAUUCACCACCCGCCCUCCCCCUCCAGCACGGUGUGCCGUAA
Molecule: messenger RNA, 1677 nt
Organism: Spirometra erinaceieuropaei
Lineage: Eukaryota; Metazoa; Platyhelminthes; Cestoda; Diphyllobothriidea; Diphyllobothriidae
Source: the annotation of a GenBank genome assembly